This is a messenger RNA of Symbiodinium natans, 1143 nucleotides long. NCBI's taxonomy places the organism in Eukaryota, Dinophyceae, Suessiales, Symbiodiniaceae. The record is from the annotation of a GenBank genome assembly.
AUGGCCUCACUGCGGUCGGCCUCGCUGCGGUCAGCCUCGCCGCGGUCAGCGUCGCCGCGGUCGCCGUCGAAGGCUGCGGUCGACUUCGAGGAAGAUCUGCCUGGGUACUACCUCAUUGUCCAUAACAAUGCAGCUGUGAGAUCGAGCUCGUCUUUGGAUUCGCCAGUGGUCGCGCAGCUGGCGGCUGGCGAGGUUGUCCAUGUCCUAGAGGUCCUGCCAAUGCCGCACGUCGACAGAGUCAGGGCGAAGAUCGACAAUCCGAGCGGGUGGAUUUCACUGCUCGAGACGAAGGAUGGUUAUCGGUGGGCGAUAAAGCAGGCUGGGGCCCCAAAGGACGCAUGGGCCCUGAAGAAGGCGCAGCUUGUGGCAGAGGUGAAGAGACGUGAUGCCGAGCUGCAGUACUGGCUCGCUGUGGCUGAGAGGUUGCGGGCCGAACACCAGCGCUCCCUGCAAAGCACAGAGGAGAUUGCUGCAGAUGUGGAGGCGCGCGUCCUGAAGGGGUACCGCGUGUCCGAGUGGAGUUCCAGCGGGCAGCCAGCCACGCCCUUUUCUCAUUCUGAGAAGGCAGUGCAGAUGCAGACGUUGGCGAUGAAACUUGGCACCCUGGGUCCCUAUCCCGGUCCUUGUGGUCCGCCCGGUCCUGCGCUGGCAGAUCAGAAGAGUUCGCUGCCGGAGGCGGCUCCGACAGACCCAAACUACCAAGUGCCCGCAGGGCUGCCGCCGGGAUCGAAGGUAGUGGGCUUCCGCAGGGUGCCAUCGCCGCAAACAAAGGACGAGUUCAAGGAGAUGCCGCAGGCAUCUGGUCGGGUUGUUCACUCGAAUGCCAUCUUGCAGCCGAGCCGCGUCUACUCCACGCAGCCAGGAGAUGUUCAUCAGAGCGAGGGUGUGUACCCGAUCGUGCGAGCGCCCAUGGGCGUGGCAGCGAACUUGCUUGACAGGCCCUUGACCCAGGCAAGUGCUGCAAACUGGACUGCCCCUGCAGACUUCGGGGAGGGUCGAAGCUUCAUCCGAACAGUCUCUGAACCUGAGUCGCACUCAGACAUCAGCCAAAGGCCUAUGGCAAAGAAGCAGGAGGCAUCCGCCUUUGCAGACGAAGCAGCGCGUGCGAUCGUCAGCCUCCUGCAUGGACCCUCCUCGCAGUGA